This is a messenger RNA of Ostrea edulis (European flat oyster), 809 nucleotides long. RefSeq names its product cystatin-A2-like. Gene Ontology annotation, molecular function: cysteine-type endopeptidase inhibitor activity. The coding region runs from base 167 to 526 and encodes 119 amino acids. The transcript has 3 exons. Gene Ontology annotation, cellular component: cytosol. The record is from RefSeq and is a predicted model, not a curated record. Lineage: Eukaryota; Metazoa; Mollusca; Bivalvia; Ostreida; Ostreidae.
AGCACAACGAACGUACAAUAACACAAACAGCUGUCACAGCGAUAAAUUAUUGACUGUCCAUGCAGAAUAUAUAUAGGUAUGACGUAGAAAUAACACUCAAAUGCACGUGCAGUUUAUGUAUAUAAAUAGUUUGUCAGCUGUUCAUUGAUUGAUUACAAGGGCAAAUAUGGCGUACUUGAGGAUAGGGAUUUGUCUGUGCUUACUGGGGCUAGUAUAUGGCCUGGGUGGUAGGAGAACAGGGGGACUUUCUACACGAGUUUUCUCAAUAGAUCAAACAGCUACGGAUGUCGUUAACAGUGUGAAAAAUGAAAUACGUGGCCGACUUACUGCAGGCGAUGUAACGGACAUUUUUGAGCCCAUUUCCUACAAAACUCAACUAGUAGCAGGGACCAACUACUUCGUCAAGAUAAAGACAGCUGCUGAUCGCUAUAUCCAUGCUCGCAUAUACCGCGACUUCUCCGGAAAUACAUCCCUAUCUGAUGUGCAGACCGGGAAAUCCCUUGCUGACGAAAUUUCGUAUUUUUAGUUCAUCAUAACAAAAGUGAUGCUAUUUUAUACCCUGUAGCGAAAGCGAUAAAUCCAGGAAGUCACAAAGUUUUAAAAAUAAAUCCAUUUGCGUGAUGAUAAAAUUUAUUUUUAUAGAUUUUUUAAAUCCAUCAUAUGAUGAUAGGAUAAUAGGAAGAACACUAAUUAGUAACUAUUUUUUUUAAAUACAUGUAAUGCGAAUUGUUGAGUUUCGUGCAAGUUAUUGAGCAAGCACUAAAACUCUGAUUAUCAGGGUAACCGAAAUAAAACUUAUUUUACAUUUA